Messenger RNA from Manis pentadactyla (Chinese pangolin), 1080 nucleotides. RefSeq names its product olfactory receptor 7G2-like. The transcript is spliced from 2 exons. The coding region runs from base 1 to 1080 and encodes 359 amino acids. Gene Ontology annotation, cellular component: membrane. NCBI's taxonomy places the organism in Eukaryota, Metazoa, Chordata, Mammalia, Pholidota, Manidae. The record is from RefSeq and is a predicted model, not a curated record. Gene Ontology annotation, biological process: G protein-coupled receptor signaling pathway. Gene Ontology annotation, molecular function: G protein-coupled receptor activity; olfactory receptor activity.
AUGAUAAAGGCUGUCCCAGCCACUGCAGGCUCCCCAGGAGAGCAAGGACCACUGCUUCAUAGAGACCAUCCUGUAGGUCACUCGAUUAGCUUAUUCAUCAAGAACAUGAAUCAAACAGAUGUUUCAGAAUUCCUCCUCCUGGGAUUGACAGAUGAUCCAGAACUACAACCCUUCCUCCUUGGGCUGUUCCUGUCCAUGUACAUGAUCACUGUCUUUGGGAACCUGCUCAUCAUCUUGGCCAUCAGCUCUGACUCCCACCUCCACACCCCCAUGUACUCCUUCCUCUGCAACCUGUCCCUGGCUGACAUCUGUAUAAGCACAACCACCAUCCCCAAGAUGCUGGUGAACAUCCAAGCACAGAAUCAGCACAUUAGCUACACUGGCUGCAUUGCACAGAUUGGUUUUGUCAUAUUUUUUCUUGGUUUUGAAAACUGUCUCCUUGCAGCAAUGGCCUAUGACCGCUAUGUGGCCAUCUGCCAUCCACUGAGGUACAUGGUCAUCAUGACGUCCCGGCUCUGUGCUAUGCUGACUCUGCUCUCUCUGCUCCUCAGCAUCGCAGAUGCCCUGCUCCACUGUCUGAUGGCGCUGAGGCUGUCCUUCUGCACAAACAGGGAAAUCCCCCACUUCUUCUGUGAACUUGCUCAAGUCUUCAAGCUGGCCUGCUCUGACACCCUCAUCAAUAAUUUCCUGAUAUAUUCUUUAGGCAGCCUAUUUGGGGGUGUUCCUGUAUGUGGGAUCAUUUUCUCUUAUACUCAAAUUCUCUCUUCCAUUUUGAGAAUGCCCUCGGUGGAGGGUAAGCGGAAAGCCUUUUCCACCUGUGGGUCUCACCUCUCAGUUGUCUCCUUGUUCUAUGGGACCGGAUUUGGGGUGUACAUUAGCUCUGCAGUUACUGACUCUUCCAGGAAGUCUGCUGUGGCCUCAAUGAUGUACAUUGUGGUUCCCCAGAUGAUGAACCCCUUCAUCUACAGCCUGAGGAACUGGGACAUGAAGGGGGCGUUAAGGAAACUAAUUACUAGGAUACAUCUGUCUUUAAUGGGGUCACCUGCUUUAGGCUUGUUUUUCUUGAAUGAGGCAAUGUGA